Messenger RNA from Spinacia oleracea (spinach), 1427 nucleotides. Its product is annotated as transcription factor MYB41-like. The transcript is spliced from 3 exons. Bases 143 to 1264 code for a protein of 373 amino acids. NCBI's taxonomy places the organism in Eukaryota, Viridiplantae, Streptophyta, Magnoliopsida, Caryophyllales, Amaranthaceae. The record is from RefSeq and is a predicted model, not a curated record.
UAACCUGCACCCAUAACUUCAAACUCUUAGAAGAAAUUAAAGAACGUACCUAAUUGUUAAGUACAUUUAAUACACUUAAUUAAGUAGUAAAUCGAUCUAAGGUUGUAAAAGACCUUUUUGUUAAGAAGAGGACCGUCGAAAAAUGGGUAGAGCACCGUGUUGCGACAAGGAUGGCCUUAAGAAAGGUCCAUGGUUACCAGAGGAAGAUCAGAAACUCAUCGAUUAUAUUCAAAAGAAUGGCCCUGGGAAUUGGCGAACUCUUCCUAAGAAAGCUGGACUUGAGAGAUGUGGAAAAAGUUGUCGACUUAGAUGGACCAACUACCUUCGACCAGACAUCAAGAGAGGAAGAUUUUCAUUUGAAGAGGAGGAAGCCAUAAUUCAGCUCCACAGUGUUUUAGGCAACAAGUGGUCAGCAAUUGCUGCUAAAUUGCCCGGAAGGACAGAUAAUGAGAUUAAAAAUUACUGGAAUACCCACAUAAGGAAGAGAAUGCUUAGGAUGGGUAUCGAUCCCGUGACCCAUACACGUCGGUUCGACUUUCUAGACCUACCUUCCAUUCUCAGCAAUCACUCUUCCUCCCUUCUUCAGAAUUCCUCUGAUCAAUUAAACUUGCUGAAUUUACUUGGAUUACAAAGCUUAGUCAACCCAAAUCUCUUGGGCCUUGCUUCUCUUCUCUCGAACAACCAAAACCAAAUCCAAAACCAAAACUUUCUACUGCAAAAUCUUCAUGCAAAUCAAAUUUCAAACUCUUCUGAUCAAAUCAUGGCACAAAACCAGUUCAUAAACAACAACAACAACAACAACAACAACCCCCAAAUUCAAAAUAUCGGCGAAACCAGCAACACAAUGAAACCAUGUUUAGAUCAAAACAACUUUGCAACAGAAGCUCAAACUGAUCAACAAUGGCAACAAGGCAUGCUUAGUACUACAGACAGUACUGCAGUAGGUAUUCAAGAUAGUGGUAAUUAUCAAGCGAUAGUUGACUCAUUCUUAGAAACUUUGGGUUUAAAAUCAGCAGAUAAUAAUAACAACAUGGCCAACAACAACAAGAAUCAUGACUUGAGAAUGCCUUCGUUGUUGUCAACGCCUUGCUCGAGCCAGCAGCAGACACCGCCAUUGAGUACAUCUAACUCGGCGGCGUGUCUGCCUAAUAGCAGUAGUACUACUAUUACUAGCAGUGGUGAAGAUGAAAUUGAUAGUUAUUGUGAGAAUUUGAUGAAUUUUGAUGGUCCACUACUUGAUAUGCUUUAUGAUAAUGUAUUGUAAAUUAAAGAAAUUUAAGUACUAUAGUGUUUGAUGUUUGUAGUAGUUUAGGUGAUCAUGUUGAUCAGUUUUUGCUUAAUUGAUGUAAUAUUUGGUUUGUUUUGGUACAUUUUGUAAACAGAUAAAUUUGCUUCAUUAGUUCAUUGUUUCGUUGAACGAGUUGAUA